UAUAAAGUCUAUCAGCUCGCCUCGAUAGGUUAUCAGUUGUUUGCGUUCCAUUCAAUCAGCAAUACAGCCGCCUCCAACAUGUUUGUCAAAGUGAUAAUUUUGGCUUGCCUGGCAAUUUGUACUGUCACCGCAGAGCCCAACCUAGAUCAGUUCCAGCUGGCUUACGGAGCUCACUUACUGGGAGGAAUCAAUCCGGAACUGUACGCCAGUGCGAAAGCCCUUACACCGCUCCAGUAUGCCUCCGGUUUCCCGCUGGUUUAUGCGGCUCAAAUGCUUGCCGGCCCCGUGCAUAAAACCGUCAAACCGUCAAUUGUCAGUGCACCCCUACAGUAUGCAGCCACCCUUCCGGUAAGCUAUGGCGCUCCGACUGCUUUUGCCUAUAGCAGUCCCUAUCCGUCUCUGACUUACGGAGCGCCCUCUCCGCUAACCUACGCUGGGCCGUCAUUUCACAACCAACCAUACGCUUCGUACGCAGCCGCUCCUGCUCACACCACACUGGCAUACGGCGGCAGCAGCAGCGGGCUCGGCAGUGGCCCCAUCACCUUCGGAUCAUCAUCAGUUGCUCCAGCAGCCGCCCUCAAUUACGCCGCUUUUGCAGCCAACGCUCAAGCUCUCGGAGGUUCUCCCUACGCCGCCCAAGUCCUGGACGCCGCUAUGGGCCGAUCCGCCGCCGACCUCUACACUCGCGGAGUACCGUUUGCAAUUCCCACAAGCCAAGCAAUGGCGGCCACCAGUAACGGCGCUGCAGCCGCUGCGAACGCGGAAACUGCACGACAAAUCGCCCUACAACAAAUUGCUCCGGGUUAUAAUACGGCGGCGUCCCUGGGCGAAACACGUGCGCAAGCUCGGGCAGAUCGUCACUAGAAUCCGCUGGCUGGAAAAGUAUCUAACCCAGCGCAAACGGAACCUGUAGAGAGAGAGAGAGGGGGAGAGAAGACGGGGGAACAUUAGUUGCGCGCUUACAAGACUGGACGCGGAUCCCGAGUCGAGAUAUCAGAGGUAACGCAAGGAUCGUGUCAUAAUUUAUUAUUAUGGAGAAAUAAUCGAUAGGUAGCUUUGUUUCAAUUUACACUAGU
This is a messenger RNA of Wyeomyia smithii (pitcher-plant mosquito), 1076 nucleotides long. RefSeq names its product cuticle protein 16.5-like. NCBI's taxonomy places the organism in Eukaryota, Metazoa, Arthropoda, Insecta, Diptera, Culicidae. The record is from RefSeq and is a predicted model, not a curated record. The transcript is spliced from 2 exons. The coding region runs from base 79 to 864 and encodes 261 amino acids.